AUGGCAACGGCCAUGACUAUUAUGCCCACGCCAGUCACCUCAGUCAACCCUCAUUGCCUGAGGGGCUUUGGGAUCCGCUCAAGUGUCAUCCUUGGUUGCUCUACCCAUGAGCUUAAUGCCGAUUCCUCCGAUUGUAGCACCACUAGCACAGGCUCCAUUGACCCAAGAGUCCAUAGUCGUGACCAAGAUUGUGGUCGCUUCUGUAGCGCUGACCAAUCAUCCAGUUGCGUAACUAGAUGCGGAGGUAAACAUCUUUUUUGGCCAUUUGUUGGUUUUGUCUUUCAACUCGUUCUAACUUUUUGCCUUCCAGAACCGACUUCUUCGGAUGACCUCGGUGGGCUCUUCGCAAGUUUGUAUGAAGAAGGGGGCAUCUUGGCCUUGAUUGCUUUGUUGGAAGCCAAGUCUAAGGCUGUUAUUAAGCAACUUAGGAACUUCCUUCAUAUGGGAGUGAAUGGUAUGACCAAUGCGGAGACUUUCGAUGAAUUCAAAGGGUGUUUGGAUAUGGCCAUGGCUCUCAACCUUUUAGACUUGGCUAAGUUGGACGAGCUGCAUACCAACGUAGUUAAGGGUGAAUUGAUGAUUGGUCACUAUGUCGAGGCCGCCACGAAGAUGACCAUGGGUUGCACGCUUGAUGAGGAGCUAACAAUAAUAAAAAGAAUAGUCUCAGCCUAUGAUGGCGUCCUUUAG
This is a messenger RNA of Prunus armeniaca (apricot), 687 nucleotides long. The record is from the annotation of a GenBank genome assembly. NCBI's taxonomy places the organism in Eukaryota, Viridiplantae, Streptophyta, Magnoliopsida, Rosales, Rosaceae.